AUGGCGGGCAUGGGACGGGGUAUGCCCAACAACAUGCAACAGAUGGCCAUGGCAAACCAGAUGGGCGCCCAAAUGGGAGGUCAGAUGCCGACACAAAUGGGCGGGCAGAUGGCGAGAGGAAUGUCUCAACAGCUGGCUGGCCAGUCCAACUUGAGUACCCCCUCAGUCCAACAACAUAUAUUUGAGAUGCUCAACGCUCAGGGACCUUUCACUGGCUGGCAGGCCAAUGUCCAUGUCCGAGAGCGUGCUGCGCAGAUCAAAUUGCUGGUGGAUUCGCUUCGUUUGGUCAGACCUCCUGUUGACCUUCCCCGCGCCAUCGAAGUGGCCCUCCAGUUUGAGCGCAAGUGCUUCACCCAAAGCACCAGCAGGGAAGACUACAUCCGCGAAUGCAGUGAGAAGCUGGGUAGAAUCCGCGACCAACGCGCGCAGCAGAUGAACCAAGGUGUCGCUGGCAUGAUGCCGGGCAUGCAGGGUAUGCAAAUGCAAGGCAUGCAGAUGCCCAACCAGAAUUUUGCACAGAUGCAACAACAGAUGGGACAGAACAUGAACCCCAAUAUGGCUUUGCCACCACACCUACAGCAGCAAAUGCAAGGCUCGCCGAUGUUCAAUCAACCUCAGCCCAUGAUGAACCAAGGUCCUCCAAAGAUGAACCAACCCCAGGCGAACAUGGUACAGGCCAACAAUCAACAAAAAUCAAACCCGUUGCCGGAAUUGACACCGGAAGAUAAUAAGGCUAUCAAUCUACGAGCUGCGGAGUUGGCCAAAAGCACUCCAAAGGAAGAGAUGCGCACCAUCGUCGAGAAGAUGAACCCCCAACUACGUCAGAACCUGGCCCAAAAGGCCGUCGACCCCAUCAUAUAUUAUUUCCGGAUGCUGGCCACCAAGGAAUUCCGCCGACGCAAGCAGAUGGAAGCGGGAAUGGGUGGAACGGGAAAUGUUGGCCCGAUGAACAACAACUCCAACAUGAUGAACCAGCUUCAGAACCAACCAAACCAAAAUGGCAUGAAUCAAGGCAUGAAUGCGAACACCAACUCGCUGAUUGGCGACAUGGGUCGGUUUCAAGGCCAACAAGCGGAAGGGCUGAGAUCCCAGGAAGAAGGCCAGUUGGUGGUACCCGCCACCAGCGGUCAGGGCGUGAUACCGGACCAGAUGCGUAUCCAGCAGCAAAUGCUAGCUAACCAGCGGAUGGGCCAACAAAAUCAGAACAAUUCUUUGAACCCUGCUUUCAUAGCCCAACAGCAACGUUUACAACAAGCCCAAGCCACCAAGAUGCAGCAGGCUCAGUUACAAGCCCAAAAUCAAGCACAGGCUCAGGCUCGCGCACAAGCUGCCGCUCAAGCUCAGCAAAUGGCGAACCAACGCAGUCAAAUGCAAGGGAUGCCGCAGUCCACUGCUCCGGGGAGCCUUUCGGCGAUCAAUCGACCCGUUGGACCUAACGUCUCAGGGGCCAGUCCGCAGACCGGACCCCGACCUUCGUCGGGCACUCCUAUGAUGAACCAGCAGAUGCCAAUGGCCGGUGGGAUGCAGCAAGGAGGACCACAACAGAUAAGCAUGCAAGACAUGCAAAAGCGCGAGCAGGCCCUGGCGAACUUCCCCCCGCCCCUUCAGGCUAUCUUGCGAACAAAACCGCAAAGUGAAUGGCGAAAUGUUUUGCAGCAAUUCCAACAGAGCGGCAGCAUGAGGAGAAGUUUAUCUCAGCAGCCACAGAGCAUGCAGCCGCAACAACAGCCCGGGCAACAGCAACAACCUCAAAAUAUGGCUCAAAUGCAGAACGGCGCUUUCCUCGGUGGCGCCAAUAUUGGACCGAUGCCCAUGCAGCAAUCACUUUCAGCCGGCGCUGCCUCUCAACAGGGUCAGGAUAUGGGUGGUAUGCAGGGACCACAGGGCCAAAUACAACAGAAUCAGGAGAUGUUGAGGCAACGUCAAAUGCAGAUCCAACAGCAACAAAAGCAGCAGCAGCAACAACAACAGCAGCACCAGUCCCAGCAACAAGGACAACCACAAGCCCCUCGCCAGCAAUUGACACCUCAACAAAUGAAGGUAAUGGACCAACAGCAGGUCCCCCCGAUGGUGUUGAACAACGUGAGGCAACAUGCACCUCUGCCUGAUAUUAAGUCGUGGUACCAACUCAAGCAGUGGCUCAUCCAGAACCCUGUGGCAAACUGGCCUGUCGGCCAUGUGUUGGAUAUCCAGGCGACGCAUUUUGCACAUCUUAUGAAGAACCGUGGUCAAAAUGUCCAACAACAGAACAACGCGAUGGGUCAACCACCCCAACCAAUGCAACAUCCUCAGAUACCAGGCGUUCCUCCAGGCCCAAUACCGUUCCGGCCGCCGACUCAACAGGAUGUUCAGAAAGUUCGGGCUGCAAAUCCCAAACUAGCAAACCUCCCGGAUGAUAAAAUCCGAGCCCUGCUUAUCAAUCGACAUCGGCAAAUGGGAAUGCAGCAACAGCAAGGUCAACAGGGAAUGGCCCAACAGUUGCCAUUCAUGCCGCCUCAGCAGGGCCAAGGAAACCCUCCCGGUCAGCAAUUUGGGAUGCAGGCGCCGAACCAAAACCAAGCCCCGUCGCAGCCGAACAUGCCAGCUCAACAACAGCCCAGGCCACCGUCAGGCCAAGCCCCGGGACAGCCUCGUCCAUCUCAAACACCAGUGCCGCCUGAAAACAAGGCAUUGAAACGGCCCAAUGAUGAUGAUGUGAUCGAAAUGCCCAACCCGGCCUUGAACAAGCCCGCUCCGCCUCACAUGGAUCUCACCAAGGCGCAACAAAGCCAUCAAGCCCUGACUAAAGAGCAGUUCAACGCACUAGACCCGGCUAAGAAACAACAGUACAUGAACUUCCAACGACAGCAAGCGGCGAUGCGGAAAGUCAUGGAACUCACGAAAGAGGUCCAGGCCAGUAUGCCCAAGCUCCGACCAAUUACGAACAUGGAUCAAGCGAGCAGAAGGCGAAUCACAAUGAUUCUGACUUCUGACAAUGUCAAAAACAUGCUGGGACGAUUCGAUUCCUUCCUCAUCGCUUUCUAUCGCAUCGAAUCGAAUGAUGCGGCCAUCAAACAACUCGUGCUGCAGAAAAUGCAGUUGUUUUCACAAUUCAAACCUCAGACUUUGCAGAACAGAACGUUUGAGGUUGCAGACCAUUUCAGCAUCACUGCAGAUACGGCCGAGGCGAUCAUCAAUAACAUCACCGCCAAGUUCCAACAAACGGCAGCGCAGAUUCCGCAACAAAACAAAGCGCGGCCACAACCAGCACAGCUGACGCCCGAAAAUCUCAGCUUGCUAGAGGCUCAAGAGCAAGACCGUAGGAAGUCCCUGAAGGCGAACCAAGUUCCUCCGGCUCCCACAGCCACACAGCCACCGUUCCAAAUCGGCGAUCCCAGAGGACAAGGUACGCCGAGAUACGCAAAUGCAGGACUCAAACAAGAAGACCUCAAGCUUCCCACCGAUCCCAAACGACGGAAGAAGAACCAACAGCAAACUGCCACUACCAAUGCAGCAGCGAGCGCCACAGCGACGCCUUCUGUCACCACUUCUCCACAGGCGAUCAAGAUGCCCAAACCGGUCGAAACGUUCAAGUGUCCCGUCAACGGCUGUGAGCAUCAGCUCAAAGGAUUUCCGACCCAAGCUGAACUCAAUCAACAUCAUAAUGUGGCUCACAAGCUGGACAUGGAACCUGUCACUGAUCCUCUUGCUUUCCUCCACGAAUCGUUGCGUUCCGCCUUCAACUUGGACGAAAACUUGAAGCAGAUCAAGAAGACUUUCCCCACGACUGACAAUAAAGCCACAGUCGCCAACAGUAUCAAGGGUGAAAGCUCUGGAGCUACUCCGAUUUCGAUGUCUAAAAUUCCGAGUCAAGCAGCGGGCCCCAAAGCGGGCGAGCCCACUGCACCUGACGACGACGAUCCUUGGCGGCACAGCAAUAUUACAUUGGAUCAGCUUCGUAUGGCAUUUGGUGGAGAUGACUGGGACGAGCUUUUUCCGUCGCAAGAAAAGACAGAGGAAUACCAGUCCAAAUUCUAUGAAGCGUAUCGCAACAGCGGCAGCGAAAGAUGGCGAAAGAUAGCCGAAGGUCCCAAUGGUGCGUUGACCGAUACAUCUACAGACAAGUCGAAGAGCCCGGAGGAUGUUAGCGACAAGGAAGUUCCCGCUGCAGCCGCAAACAGCGAAGACAAGAAGGACGGGCAAGAAAAGAAGACCGAAGAAGAUUCAUGGAUGGUCAAUUUAAAGGGUAUCGAGGGUCUCGAUCUUAGCGGUCUCGGUAACACGUCUCCAUUCGAGAAUAUCGGUGACAAAGAUAUCAUCAUGGGCGAGAAUGGCUCACCCUUUGAAUGGAUUGAGAAGCCCCAAUUGACCAACGAAGAACUUCAUCUCCAGACUCUGGGUGUCGACCUCCAACAUCCGGAGGCCUGGGAUGCCCAGCAGAAGGCUCUUGUGGAGUUCUUCUUGGACCAAUGA
Messenger RNA from Rhinocladiella mackenziei CBS 650.93, 4452 nucleotides. RefSeq lists its product as uncharacterized. Lineage: Eukaryota; Fungi; Ascomycota; Eurotiomycetes; Chaetothyriales; Herpotrichiellaceae. Gene Ontology annotation, molecular function: transcription coregulator activity. Bases 1 to 4452 code for a protein of 1483 amino acids. The record is from RefSeq and is a predicted model, not a curated record. The transcript has a single exon. Gene Ontology annotation, cellular component: mediator complex. Gene Ontology annotation, biological process: regulation of transcription by RNA polymerase II.